AUGAGUAAAUUCCUGCUACCUUUGGCUGUGCUGGGCUUCAUCGCCCUGGCAACGGCACACACGAAUCCCUGGGAACAGCCUCCAGCUCCGAUUAAGGUGCCAGUACCAGUUCCAGUUCCUGUGCCAGUACCUGUGCCUGUUCCUACGCCCGUCAAGAAUCCGGAGCAUGGUGGCGGUGGAGGUGGUUUACUAAGCGGUGGUGGCGGCGGCGGCGGCGGCGGUGGUGGUGUUGGUGGCACUUGCCCCAAGCCUUCACCUGAAAUGCUACGGUGCCUUCGGGAGUGGGCCUGUCAGUACGUCAUUCGUCUGGAUCUGCGCUGCCUUCUCAACUUGAAUGGAAACCCCUUGCUGGGCAAUCUAAUUUCCCUGCCAGGACUCACCGGCGGCGGCGGCGGCGGCACCGGAGGCGGCACCGGUGGCGGCCUAUUGGGCAAUUUACUGGGUUGA
Molecule: messenger RNA, 447 nt
Organism: Drosophila subobscura
Lineage: Eukaryota; Metazoa; Arthropoda; Insecta; Diptera; Drosophilidae
Product: keratin, type II cytoskeletal 1
Exons: 4
Coding region: 1-447 (148 amino acids)
Source: RefSeq, a predicted model, not a curated record